GAAAGUUGAGCCGGCAGACACAGUGUCAGCCAUGACAGACGUGUUAACACUGGUCUUCAGGACUUUUAUGUCGCAGACGGACGUGCGGACGGAGCUCGCUGUCUCUCCUCCGUCACCGACAACCAGCAGCGCUCUGGUGCUCGGAGACCGGAGCGUCAGCCGCUCCGUGCUGCUGCUGGCGGCCGUGACGGCGGCCUCGGAGAUGGGCGUGAAAGUGACGUUCUUCACGCAGACACAGAUCCAGAGUCUGCCGGUGUGUCUGCAGAAGUGUGUUCCCAGCCUGAGCCCGCAAAGUCUGAAGAAAAUCAAGUUUUCCUAUCCCAGGACGGUGGUGGAGCUGCUGCAGCAGGUGGCAAGCCUUCAUGAGUCCACCAACACACCUCCCUCCCUGAUCAUAGUUGACGGGCUGGAGGCCUACCUGCGUGGCCCUGGAGAUGAUGGAUCUCAUCCAGGAGAGCAGUCCUGCGCGGCACACCUGUCUGCGCUGCUGUGCGACACCGCUGCCUUUCUCACGGAACUCCUGAAACAACGCUCCUCGAGCUCGGCACCCUGCCACCUCAUCACUUCUUUCCAGUCAGGAGUGGACAGUGGGCAGGCCGGUGGGGAAGCUCCCGCCACAGAUCCCAUCCUUGAUGUUCUUGAUAGGUAUUUCCAGGUACGCUGUACUCUGGAUCCAGACAGGAGCUAUGAAGCUGUAGCAGCUGGACUGAAGGAGCUGUGGCACAUUUACCUUUCUGGGACAGGCAUGACAGAGGCCUCGAGUACCAAAGACAGUGAGGACAGGCCACCUGUAGCCCAAGAGUGGCAGCUGUUAAUUUACCCUGAUGGUUUGAUGGAGUUUAAGUCGGCUUGAAAAUCUCUUUAUUUCUGUAAGACUGGAAAAGUGAUUGUUGGUCGAUAUAUUCACUGAGGGGUUGUUUUGUUCAGAAUAUCCAUAUUCUUUACAUACAACAGGCCUUAGUUCCUGCUGCACUUCAUCAUCCGAGCAAAGCAGAUCAUUCUUUCAUGAGCAAAAGGAUGGCUUGAUCCACGCCUC
Larimichthys crocea (large yellow croaker) is the source of this 1036-nucleotide messenger RNA. RefSeq names its product SWIM-type zinc finger 7 associated protein 1 (gene swsap1). Gene Ontology annotation, biological process: double-strand break repair via homologous recombination. Gene Ontology annotation, molecular function: single-stranded DNA binding. The record is from RefSeq and is a predicted model, not a curated record. The coding region runs from base 32 to 853 and encodes 273 amino acids. Gene Ontology annotation, cellular component: Shu complex. Lineage: Eukaryota; Metazoa; Chordata; Actinopteri; Sciaenidae. The transcript has 2 exons.